GGCCCCAAGUAAAUUAUUCGCGGCCUCGCAACUCAAUUGCCUCAUGCUGCAAAGCCUCAUGCUUUGUCGGGCCCCUAGUUAACUGCACGCCAUGAUCGAUAAGUAAUCCAGGCCACUGGCCACCUAGCUAGCUAGCUGGCUCCUGGCUGCCUGGCAGGGUGGUAUAUAGCGCCCCCGGUGCGGUCGCCUCGGGAGCCUUGGAAGCAGAGAUCUUUGCGUACAGGGAGGACGAGUGCCUCUUCGUCUUUGUUGUUUGCCCAAAGCAACGACGACCCGUCCGCCAGUUCGCAACUCUCAGUAUCUCACUUCAGAGCCGCGCUGCCGGCCGGCGCCCAGCUAGACUUGUAGCAGCAGCAGCGGCAGCGCCAACUCCCAAGGCAAUAGCAAGCAAGCGGCGCGCACCAAGGCAGCCACGGGCCGGCCAAUGUAUUCUUCUCCUUCGCCGGCCUGGGAGAAGCUCAUCAGCAGCGAGGAGCAGAAGAAUCAACCUUGCAGGAGGUUCCACGAGCCAGCAGUCAGCACCCCGCACUGACAUGGCGGCCAGCGCAUCGCCGUCCGCGGCCCUUGUGCUCCUUGUCGCUCUGUUUCUUGCUACGGUGGUGGCGCUGGCGUCGGCAGCGAACGAGACGCGGUCGUUCCGGCCCGGCGACGAGCUCCGGCGGUACAGGAGGGUGCAGGCGCUGCUCAGGCGGCUCAACAAGCCGGCGCUCCGGACCAUCCAGAGCCCCGACGGCGACAUCAUCGACUGCGUGGCGGCGCACCUGCAGCCGGCCUUCGACCACCCGAGGCUACGCGGCCAGAAGCCAUUGGACCCGCCGGUGAGACCGAAAGGGCACCACCUCCGCCCCAGUCCCAAUGACACCGCGGACGCCGGCGUGCAGCUGUGGGCGGCGUCCGGGGAGUCGUGCCCGGAGGGCUCCGUGCCCAUCAGGCGGAUCACGGAGGCGGACGUGCUCCGCGCCAGCUCCGUCAGGCGCUUCGGCAGGGCGCCCGCCGCCAGGGUGCGCCGCGACUCCGUCGCCGGCGGUCACGAGCACGCGGUGGGUUACGUGGCCGGCGACGAGUACUACGGCGCGAAGGCGAGCAUCAACGUGUGGGCGCCCAAGGUGAGCACGGCGUCGGAGUUCAGCCUGUCGCAGAUCUGGGUCAUCGCGGGCUCCUUCGGCAACGACCUCAACACCAUCGAGGCCGGGUGGCAGGUCAGCCCGCAGCUCUACGGCGACAACUCGCCGCGCUUCUUCACCUACUGGACCACGGACGCGUACCAGACCACUGGGUGCUACAACCUCCUCUGCUCGGGGUUCAUCCAGACCAACAGCCGCAUCGCCAUGGGCGCCGCCAUCUCCCCGACCUCCGCCUACAACGCCGGCCAGUUCGACAUCAGCCUGCUCGUCUGGAAGGAUCCGAACCACGGCAACUGGUGGCUGGAGUUCGGCUCCGGCGAGCUGGUGGGGUACUGGCCAUCGCUGCUGUUCAGCCACCUGGCGUCGCACGCGAGCAUGGUGCAGUUCGGCGGCGAGGUGGUGAACACGCGGGCGUCGGGGUCGCACACGGCCACGCAGAUGGGCAGCGGCCACUUCGCCGGCGAGGGCUUCGGCCGGGCCUCCUACUUCAGGAACCUGGAGGUGGUGGACUGGGACAACAGCCUCGUGCCACUCGCCGCCGGAUUCCACGUCACCGCCGACCACCCAAACUGCUACGACAUCCAGGGCGGCGUCAACGCCGUCUGGGGGAACUACUUCUACUACGGCGGGCCAGGCAGGAACGUCAAAUGCACGUAGCAGGCUAGCAGCAAUGCAAGGGCCAAGGGGAUUAAAGAACAGGAGGCAGUCAUGCAGAGGAGGAUACUUUUUUGGUUUAAUUUCCAUGUUGGUCCUUUCUUUUCUUUUUCUUGCAAAAGGUUCAUUUCUCAAAAGGGAGAAUCGAUCAUGUAAUUUCUUCGUUUUUCUUUUCUCUUUUUUGGUGCUCUAAAACAAAUUUCAGUGCCAGGUGAGGUCAGUGCAAUACUAGUCAAGGUCAUCAGGUAGUGAUGAGCUGUAAUGUAAAAGCCCCUGAACAAUGUAGCCAAGUUAGCAGUAUAUACAUUGCAUUGUCUAUCAACAACAAGCACAA
Molecule: messenger RNA, 2112 nt
Organism: Setaria italica (foxtail millet)
Lineage: Eukaryota; Viridiplantae; Streptophyta; Magnoliopsida; Poales; Poaceae
Exons: 5
Coding region: 534-1781 (415 amino acids)
Source: RefSeq, a predicted model, not a curated record